CCCACCAACACUGAGACACGGAAGUGAGAAUUGCUAGUACGCAUGUGAAGCUCAUGAAGCUGGUUGUAUCCACGCGUGUUUUACUCUAAUGUUUACUCUUCAGAACUCGGUUUUUAACGAAAUACAUGCGCCUUGUUUGUAAUAAAAAUGGAAUAUAUUUUAAUACGGAAUUUAAUAUUGAGUAUUUGAACCGCGCGACUGGAAAUCAUGACAGAGGUCCACAGUAAGAUCCCGGUGGACAGUGGGAAUAUCAUGGAGCUGUUUAACAGGGGAAGGCCAGUCAGAGUGUGUGCACCCAUGGUCCGCUACUCGAAGUUGGCUUUCAGAUGUUUGGUGAGGAGAUAUGACUGUGAUGUGUGUUUCACCCCAAUGAUCAUUGCAGCUGAUUUCAUGCGCUCUGCAAAAGCUAGAGACAGUGAAUUCACCACCAAUAAGACUGACCGACCCUUGAUCGUCCAGUUUGCUGCGAAGGAUGCGCAGACGCUGGCAGAUGCGGCGUGUGUGGUUUCCCCUUUCUCAGAUGGGGUGGAUUUGAACUGCGGCUGUCCACAAAGGUGGGCCGUGUCUGAAGGCUAUGGUGCGUGUCUGAUUAACAAACCUGAGCUAGUCAAAGACAUGGUUCGACAUGUCCGAAACCAAAUCGACAAUCCCAACUAUGCAGUAUCCAUUAAAAUAAGAAUUCACAAGGACAUCAGGAAGACGGUGGAUCUCUGUCAGAAGGUGGAGGCAGCAGGAGUCUCGUGGAUCACAGUUCACGGUCGUACAGCUGACGAGAGGCACCAGUCCGUUCACUACGACGCCAUUAAGACCAUCAAAGACAGUCUGUCCAUCCCGGUCAUCGCUAACGGUGACAUCAAGAGCAUGCAGGACGUGGAGGCCAUCUAUGAGCUCACAGGGGUGGAUGGUGCCUGAUACAAAAUGACGUUGCAGUGGACUGCGGUUGCAUCUUUCUUGUAUGCGGAGAUUGGUGUUCUCGUCAUCUUAUGUCUGCCUUUCAUCUCCGCUCAGAGAUGGCAGAGUAUUUUCAAAUGGAGCAUCUGGAACCGUCUUUCCCAGUUCUGGAACAAGGGCUUUCUCACCAUGAUAAUAAUCCUAAUCGUUCUCUUUCUUGAUGCCCUGCGGGAGGUGAGGAAGUACUCGAAUUCUGACCAGAGCAAAGACUCCAAACUGCAUCCCAACAUGUUCGACCACAUGCACAUGAAGCUCUUCCGAGCCCAGAGGAACCUCUACAUCUCUGGUUUCUCACUCUUCCUGUGGCUUGUCAUGAGGAGAGUCGUCACUCUGAUUAACCAGCUGGCCACGGCUAUGGGCACCAGCGCUGCUCUGCAGACUCAGGCUGAAAGCGCCAACAAAGCUGCCAAGAAAUACAUGGAGGACAAUGAGAUGCUCAAACAGGCACUUACAGACAGUAAAGCAGAAGGAGGGAAGACACAAGAUCCAGAGGAGAACAAACCGCUGAAGAGCCUGACGGAGGAGCUCAAGAGCAGCAAAGAUGCUCUGAAAAAAUCAAAUUCAGAUUUGGAUGCCAUGAAGAAACAAGUUGAAGGACUGACCAAAGAAUAUGAUCGUCUCCUUCAAGAGCACCAGGAGCUUCAGAAUCAGCUGGACAGUGGAGACAAAAAAGACAACUAGGAAAGUGGACGCAUUGGAAACCUGUACGUUAUUGCACGAUAAUCACGAUCAUGCUCAGUUCCUCCCACAUGCACUCACCUCGUAGCAUCACAUGCAAACUGUUAUGAGUCCUCAGUUCAUGACAUCACAUCCUGUCAGGUUACCCGCUCGCCACACAUCUGAUGUAGCAGUUUUCUGGCUUUGAUCCCUCUGGUUUUGAUGUUGAAGCGGUGCAGUGCUGUAUUUUGAGAUUGCUGCAUAAUGCGGCUGUCUGCGAAUAGAGUGACUGAAACCCGACACUCAUGGAUGUGUUUACAGGAAACUGUAGGUUAUUUAGACAAAAAGCCAUGGGAAAGCCAUGCUUUCCUUCUCCUCUGCUCGAUUCUGUCCCUUGUUUUGUUUAAAAGUGCACAUCAAACCAGGUUAGUCAUGCAAAAUCCAGAAACAUGCAAACAUGAGUCAACAGUAGUACGGUUGGAAUACUUCCUGAAGUACAUUUCCACAGCAAUAUUUCCAUUCAUAUUUUCCAAAGACGACAUAAUGCAAGCCUAUCUAAGAUGACAUACAUUACAGGCUACGUUAGUCAUUUGAUCAACUUUAAUUAAGAAGAAUAAAAGCGUAUACACUCAAACAACAGGUAAGAAGUAAACAUCAAAAUGAGACCAUUUAUUUCCGGGCUGAGCAAACAGUCUGUUAGUGAGCGGUUAGUGUGUUUGUUCUCGAGUCUGGAGAGGUAGGUCAAUUACACCUGAGUUCAAAUGCUCUUAGUUGUUAAACAAAUGCUGAAAUGUGAAACUAAGCAGAUUUCACAGUUCAAUAGAGAUAAAUGAUCAUUUCUUAAUUUUGAGUCCAUUUGAGGUAGAUGGUUUUGUGCUAUCGAUGUUUAACAUUGUUGAAUCUUACAAAGCAUGUCCAGGCCAUACUUCACCCCAUUUUGUAUAAAGAAAAUUAAUGUAUUAAGUUUUUUUUUCUUUUGCAUUUUUAUUAUAAUUUAAAAAUAUUUAUUUCUAUUAAGCACAUUUUUAUGGAAAUUUGUUUCUGCCAUGGGAUGAAUAUCUUUAAGGUAAUUGUGACUUUUAUAGCUCACAAUUCAGACAUUUUCCCUCAAAAUUGCAAGAUAUAAACUUGCAAUUCUGAGAAAAAAAAACGUAUUUUUAUUUUUUAGUCCAUUGCAGAAACAAAAAAUUGUGAGAACAAGAACUGCAAUAUGUAAACUCAGAAUUUCAAAGAAAAUUAGAAUUUUGAGUUUAAAUUCUGAAUUUUUAUUUUUUAUCUCUUCUAACAUUUCAUAUUUCGCAAUUCUGGGUUUACGUCUCGUUUUUUUCACAGAAUUGCGAGAAAAACAUCAGAAUUAAUAUCUCACAAUUACGAUGUUUUUCUCGAAUAGUCAUAACAUAAUACAUUAAAAAAAAAAAAAGUAGUCUAGAUGCACUAUCUUUAUGCAAAAUAUAGCUUGUUUUUUUCUUUUUCUUUUGAUUGCAGGGUUAAAUCUGACCUGGACAUGUUUUGAUGAGAUUCACUCUGUUAUUAGAUGAGGGCUGGCUAUUUUAUGUCAUUGUUCGCCUAUUCUAGUCACAAAAUUUUACAAUUAAAACUAUUUAGACUUGUGUGAAUAUUAAAAGACUUUACUAGAAAUUAUCCUGCGCUGUAAGACAGAAAAAAACACGGCUAAAUCUGAUUUCUGUAAUAAGAUUAUCAUUUUUUUAAUUUACUAAGAAUAAGCCGUCACCCACCAUGUGGGUGUUGAAAAUCAUGCUGUCAGUGCAUGCGUCUAUGAUGCACGAGGCUACCACGCUCACUUCCUCUCCCUCAGAUGCAGGAAAAUUAGGAGAAAACCAAAAAUGUUCUUAGUUGUCGUUGCUAUGCAAGCUUCUUGUAUGGUCGGCUGAUUCCCUAAGGAUGGAAAACGGUCUGAAAUGUCGGAUUGUUUAUGCCUUUGCUGUAUCGGUAUCUUCCUGUCAAAUGUGGUCGAAUAUGCUAUUUUAUGAAUGCUAUGUUCUUCUAUUGGGUGCAUAAAUCACCUGUCUAAGUGCCUCGUUUACAUUCUGCUGUGAUUGUAUAUGCCAUUUUCACGAUUAAAGCGAGAAACGCUA
Molecule: messenger RNA, 3704 nt
Organism: Onychostoma macrolepis
Lineage: Eukaryota; Metazoa; Chordata; Actinopteri; Cypriniformes; Cyprinidae
Gene: bcap29
Product: B cell receptor associated protein 29
Exons: 12
Biological process (GO): tRNA processing
Molecular function (GO): flavin adenine dinucleotide binding; tRNA dihydrouridine synthase activity
Source: RefSeq, a predicted model, not a curated record